Molecule: messenger RNA, 20257 nt
Organism: Monodelphis domestica (gray short-tailed opossum)
Lineage: Eukaryota; Metazoa; Chordata; Mammalia; Didelphimorphia; Didelphidae
Gene: ZFHX3
Product: zinc finger homeobox 3
Biological process (GO): regulation of transcription by RNA polymerase II; regulation of neuron differentiation
Cellular component (GO): nucleus
Molecular function (GO): zinc ion binding; DNA-binding transcription factor activity, RNA polymerase II-specific; RNA polymerase II cis-regulatory region sequence-specific DNA binding
Source: RefSeq, a predicted model, not a curated record
UUAUUAUUUUUUUUUUUACCAAUUAUAUGUAAUAAAUUUCCGUAUAAGGUUUCCGAAGUUAUAAGGUCCAAAUUGUUUCUCUCUCUUUCCCUUCUUUCCCUUUACCAGAGCUGGUAAGUGAUUCUAUACCUUAUCAUCUUGUGACAAGUCCCAGGACUCUUUGCAGAAUGUCUAUGAAGAUAUCAUGGAAAGAGCAUUUGAAAGGCAGAAUUGUCAGGAGACCUGAGUUCUAGUUCUGGCUUUGCCACAAAAAUACCCGAGUAACAUAGGGUAAAUCAUUUAAUCUCUCAUAGUUCAAGUUUUCUUAUUUUAUAGAUUAAGAUAAAUAAUUCUUGCCCUACCUACUUAAUAGCAAUGUGGAAAGAAAAUGAGGAUGUAUGUGAAAAGAAUUUGGAGGAAAAAGUAUAAAUCCAUACAGAGAUGUAAAGGUGAGGCCUCAGUAGUUAUUAGCUUAUUUAUUGUUGAUGGUGUUAUGCAUUAAUCUCUGAAAACUCUUCUCUGUAGACCUUAAUAUUUUAGAUAGUUAUUUAGAGCCUUUCUGGGGAUUUUUGGUAGCAUUCGUUAGGGAGAUUGCUUUACUAAAAGUGAAUUGAAGGCUGUCUAUUUGAAAAUGUGACUUUUAUGUGAAAAUUGGCAAGUAACCUCUCCUCUCAAAUGAAAAGAAUCUGGAGUCAGGUUUUAGGAAAUGAGGCCAUUUUAAAGUAUUUUUAUUAAGUUAAAAAUAUGUACAGAAAAAUGUGGCUUAACAGGCCCACUGUGCUUUCACUCCUAAGAUCAGAAGCACACUAGUUACAGGUUCAUGGGUCACUAAUGCCUAUGGGCAAGUUUGGAGAGCUCUGGAAGAUAAUUUGGGUUCUGAUAAGGGACCUUUGCAAAGGAAAACAGAACUAACUGGUGUUUUGUGAGUUGCCCUUCGGUCAGAAGAUGGUUUUCAUCCACAGUGGUAUGUGGUUCUCUCAACUCAAAAUCUGACUCCUUGAGUAUCUCUAAUCUCCCCUGUUAUAUCUCUGAUGGAAUAAUUUGUUCUUAUUGUUAAUUGUUUUGGUUGUGUCUGACUUUGUGACCCCAUCUGGUUUUCUUGGCAAAGAUCCUGCCAAAUUUCCUUCUUCAGCUCAUUUAUACAUAUAUGGAAACUAAGACCAACAAAGUCAAGUGACUUGUCCAGGAUAGCAAAACUAUUAAAUGUCUGAGGCCAAAUUUGAACCCUGGAAGAUGAGUUUUCUCUGCUCAAAAUCCAGCAUUCUCUCCACUGUGCCACCUGGCUGUUCCAUAAUGGUUUUGUUAAUGUAAAGAAAUUUAAAGGUAAAACCUCCAAAACUAGGGUGGAACAGAGAAAAGGAAAUACUAUUUAAUUACUUCAUGUGGUAUAAAUUCUGAGCAGUAGCAUAUAUGUCUGAGGACCAGUCUAGCUUAAUUCAGGGAGGUUGAUCACCACCUUGGCCAUACAAGGGGGUAGAUUUUUCAGGCAACAGAAGACCAUCUUUGAAGGCACAGAAGGGCUUUAGUUUGCAUCUGUGGGAGAAGUAUCCUCCUGGACAAAAGUCUCACACCCUUGAAGUAGAGGGAUGGGGUGGGGGUGGGGGUAAUUUGUGAUGGUCUUAACCCAUGUAGAGGUCAUUUUGAGGGGGAUGGAAGGAGGUAGGAAGCUGGCUGCCUCCAUCUUGACUGUCUUUUUUUUCCCCUUGGGAUGCCUGCAUGGGACUCCGUUCCCUGCUCAUUUUAUCAAAAUGGGUGAUGAAAUGCAAUCCCAGGAUAUCUUAACACUGGUAACUUUCACUUUACAUUGAAAAAAUUUUUAAUGGGGGGCUGUAUUGCUACUUUAAGACUCAUAAGAAAGGAAAAACAAAACAAAACAACAACAAAAAAAACCACCUGGAACUCAGGUGUCCUGAGAGAAUUUCUAAAUGAGAUAGAUGCCAAAGACCUACUCUAAGGAGAAUAUGUUUAUGAGGCUUAGCCUUUUCGAUUAGGUGAUGAAAAAUCUUUAGGUCCAUCUUAUUCUUAGGAGCCAGUAGAAGCUAAUUCAUAUAAGCUGUUGUCAAUGUGAGAGCAUACUGGCACGACGGACUGUACUGAAUCAGCUGAAUUUCAUCAAGUCUACUGUUUCAGACAGAAAGACAAGGAGGGCAUGGUAGUAGGGCAUAGUCGUUUUCUUCUCCGUAAUAUUAUUUUUUUGAAAAGAGAUUAUGAAUGAACAAUUCUAGAUAUCACUAGCUUACCUUUAAUUGUAGGGAGACCGUAUUGGCUCAUUUAUGAAUUAUGAUUCCAUAAUUAUGAGACUCAUUAGAAUGAUAAGAAUAAUAAGGUAUUGGGACCACAGUGUUUAUCAAGCAGUAGCAUCUGCUGUGCCUAGUACUGGACCAGAUGUAGGUUUUUGCUGAUUGCUUUGGACUUGAGAGGAGCGCCUGGCUGUCCACCUACGAGGCUUGAUUUAUCAGAUAGUCUGCCAUAAUCUUGACUUUUCUUUCCAGUGGUGUUAAUGGGUCGCUCUGAGACAUCUUUCCUUACUCUGACAUGGUUUCCAUCUUGCCAGAUGUAUAUUUGCCAAGUAAGCCAUUUGUGGCUGGCAAGGAUUUAGGUAAGCGCUAUGUUGGCCAUUAGAUCCAUCAUCCCCUCUCUUUAGCAGUGGUGUUCCAUUUUAGAGCUCCUGUCCUAUGUCACCAACUGCCUGUUAGACAUUUUGAACUGGACGUCCCAAAGGCUUCUCAAACUCAGUGUCCGAAGCAGACCUUGUUGAUUCUCCCCCUCCCCAAAGCCACCUCUUUUCGAACUUGCCAUUUCUGUUGAAGGCAGCCCAAUCCUUCCAGCCACUCACAGGCUUACAACCUCAUUGUCAUCCUUGAUUCAUCACUCACACUCAGUUCCUGUAUUCAGUCAGUUGUCACAAUUUGUCUUUUCUCCCUCCCCUCCUUUUUCCUCUUUGGAUAAUCACUUACCCCAGUUCAGAUCCUCAUCACAUUUUACCUGGACUUCUGUUUCAAACGUCUGCUCUCCCCUCUUUGCCUUUCACAUAACUGCCAGGUCUCCCCGGGCUACUCCCCCGUUUAGUGUCUUGCUAUCACCCCUAGGAUCCACUCUAAAACUCCCCUGGCCCUGGAAACUUGCUAACCUACCCCCUUGCUACAGUCCAGGCAUCUCAGUCAUUUUGUGGUUCCAUAUACAUAACACUUGUUAUUCCUCUCUGUACCUUUAUCCUGGAUAGUUGCCUUCCUGGACUAUAUUCUUUCCUUUCAGCAUCCUCCAUUUCCUUUAAGACUCAGCUCAAGCCUGUUAGAGCCUUCCUCUUUACCUCCAAACAAUUAUUUUGUAAUUAUUUCUGUCUAUUUUGUAUCGACUCAUGUGUUUAUAGCUUGUUUCCCUCUUCUUGAGGACAAGGACUGUUUCACUUUUGAUCUUUGUAUCUCUUGUGUUUUGCUUAGAACCUGGCAUGUAGUAGGUGCUUAAUGAGAUACUUGUUGAUUGGAGGGACAGCCUGGUAUAUAUCUAUAUAUCAGAAAGAUCAACAGACUGGAAGCACCUAGGUCUAAACCCUGGCUCUUACUAGUUUUGUGACUUGGAGCUCGGUAGACCUCAGCUUCCUCAUCUCUAAAAUGGGGAUAAUCAUACGCAGGGCUUUGAGGAAAGCACUUUAUAAAUUGGACCUUACCAUAUAAAUAAAGAGAGGUUUAAGGUGUACCUUGGUGAGAGAGUUACUUGUAUCUGCUAGACAAGUAGUUCAAGAUUCUGGCUUCAACCCUGGUUGCUACUGAACUUGUUAGAUGAAAAAAACAAAGAUUUCCUUAGCUUUAUCUAGCUGGGAUACCUUGUGAAACAGAGGACUUCCAAUAGGCCACUCUAGGGCGAUAAGAGGUUUCUGAGUCAGUGAGUGUCAGGAAUCGUGACUUGUGGGAAAAUGAGGGCUGUAUAAUGGAAUAUAAUGUUCUCUGUAGCCUGCAGAUCUGAGCAAACUCCCACCUUCCUUGGCUGUUUUUGGGAAGUUUGGUCUUGCCUGAACCUAACCCUCCAUGAGGAAAUAUCAGCAGCUCCUUAUCAGUAUUGAGUCAUUUGGGAACUUUGUAAUAAUAUCAAGAAGACCUUGAAAAAUUCUCCUGGAAGCCAUUGCUUAAACAAUCCUUUGUUCACUCAGUUCAUUGGUGGCUCGUUUGAAAGGUCUCUGACAGAGUCCAGAGGAAGACAAGACCUUUGGGAGGCCCUGGGUGUGGCUAGGAAGUUGGGUCUCGUGGCCUGUGAGUUUUCUUCUAAUGGAAUUUCCCAUCACUUACUGCCCUGCUGAUUUCUGAUCAAUGAAAAUGAAAUUGCAUCACCUCCUCAGAGGCUCCACGUAUGCCUGCUGCUUCCAGCUGUGUCAGUUCCGGUCCGAACCGUACUGGGUGCAAUGAAAGCUCCAUGCAGGCCUUACCAUGGAAGGCUGUGACUCGCCUGUCAUCCCUGGGAAGGACAAUGGGUGUAGUAUCCCUCAGCACCAGCAAUGGACUGAACUCAACAGCACCCACCUUCCUGACAAACCCAGUAGUAUGGAGCAGUCCACCACAGAAAACCACGGGCCCCUAGACAGCCUGAGGGCCCCCUUCAAUGAGCGCCUCCCGGACAGCACCAACUCGGCUGGCCCCGCCGCGGAGCCCGCUAGCAAAGAGGUCAGCUGCAACGAGUGCUCGACCUCCUUUGCCAGUUUACAGACCUAUAUGGAGCACCACUGCCCUAUCGCCCGCCCCCCUCUGCCCCUGAGGGAGGAGAGCGGGAGUGACACCAGUGAGGAGGGGGAUGAGGAGAGUGAUGUGGAGAACUUGGCUGGAGAAAUAGUCUACCAGCCCGAUGGCUCGGCGUACAUUGUCGAAAGCGUCAGCCAGUUGAUCCAAAGUGGGGGAGCCUGUGGCAGCGGCAGUGGGGCUCUCCCGUCGCUCUUUCUGAACUCUCUCCCCAGUGCUGGGGGCAAGCAGGGGGAUCCCUCCUCUGCUGCGCCAGUCUACCCACAGAUCAUCAAUACUUUCCACAUAGCCUCAUCCUUCGGGAAAUGGUUUGAGGGCUCAGACCAGGCCUUCCCGAAUACCUCAGCCCUGACGGGCAUCAGCCCGGUCCUGCACAGCUUCCGUGUUUUCGACGUGCGACACAAAAGCAACAAGGAUUACCUGAACAGCGACGGUUCUGCUAAAAGCUCCUGUGUAUCCAAAGAUGUCCCCAACAAUGUGGACCUGUCCAAGUUCGACGGCUUUGUGCUCUACGGGAAGAGGAAGCCCAUCCUCAUGUGCUUCUUGUGUAAGCUCUCCUUCGGCUACGUCCGCUCCUUUGUGACCCACGCGGUGCAUGACCAUCGGAUGACCCUGAGUGAAGAAGAGCGGAAAAUUCUUAGCAAUAAGAACAUUUCCGCCAUCAUCCAAGGCAUAGGCAAAGACAAGGAACCCCUUGUCAGUUUUCUGGAACCAAAAAACAAAAACUUUCAACAUCCUUUAGUUUCUGCAGCUAACCUCAUAGGCCCGGGACACAGCUUUUAUGGGAAAUUUAGCGGCAUUCGGAUGGAAGGAGAGGAGGCGCUCCAGGGCGCUGCCACGGGGGCCGCCGCGGCCGAGCAGCCCCAGUCGGGCCUCUUGACGCCCGGGACCCUCUUGAACCUCGGCGGGCUGACCAGCUCCGCUCUGAAGACCCCGAUUACCUCAGUCCCCCUGGGCCCCCUGGCUUCCAGUCCUACCAAAUCCUCAGAGGGCAAGGACCCUGGGGGAGCAGAGGGUGAGAAGCAAGAAGCGGGGGACCAGGAUAGCCUCUCCGAGAAGGCCGAGCCUGCUGAGGACGUGGAGGAGGAGGAGGAGGAAGAGGAGGAGGAGGAUGCCGAAGAGGAAGAGGAGGAAGAGGAAGAGGAGGAGGAGGAGGAGGAGGAGGAAGAUGAGGGUUGCAAAGGACUCUUUCCAAGUGAGUUGGAGGAUGAAUUGGAGGACCGGCCCCACGAGGAGUCGGGGGCCAUGGCGGGUGGCAGCAACAAAAAUGACCUUGCUCUCUCAAACCAAAGCAUUUCUAACUCUCCCUUAAUGCCUAACAUGCUCCACACUUUGUCGAGGAGCGCAGCUUCUACUAGUUCUAAUUCCACUUCUUCCUUUGUUGUCUUUGAUGGUGCAAACAGGAGGAAUCGGUUAAGCUUUAACAGUGAGGGUGUCAGGGCCAAUGUGGCAGAGGGCAGCAAGAGGCUGGAUCUGAUGGAUGAAAGUGCCAAUAAAGACAAUGCCACAGUACCGGAACCAAAUGAAAGCGCAGAGGGCGAGGACGGGGGCUACCUGCCCCAUCACCAGCACGCUGGCGCCCUCUGCGAGCUUGGGGUGGGGGAGUGCCCGUCGGGCAGCGGCGUGGAGUGCCCCAAGUGCGACACGGUCCUGGGCUCUUCGCGCUCGCUGGGGGGGCACAUGACCAUGAUGCAUUCUCGCAAUUCGUGUAAGACGCUCAAGUGUCCCAAGUGCAAUUGGCACUACAAGUACCAGCAGACGCUCGAGGCGCACAUGAAGGAGAAGCACCCGGAGCCGGGCGGCUCGUGCGUCUACUGCAAGAGCGGGCAGCCUCACCCGCGGCUGGCGCGAGGCGAGAGCUACACGUGCGGUUACAAGCCUUUCCGCUGCGAGGUCUGUAACUACUCGACGACUACCAAAGGCAACCUCAGUAUUCAUAUGCAGUCCGACAAGCAUCUGAACAACAUGCAGAACCUGCAGAACGGAGGCGGGGAGCAAGUGUUCAGCCACAGUGCCGGGGCGGCGGCCGCGGCGGCCGCGGCGGCGGCGGCCGCUGCCAACCUGGGCAGCAGCUGCGGGGCCCCCUCCCCCACCAAACCAAAAACCAAGCCCACGUGGCGCUGCGAGGUGUGCGACUACGAGACCAAUGUGGCCAGGAACCUCCGCAUCCACAUGACCAGCGAGAAGCACAUGCACAACAUGAUGCUUCUGCAGCAGAACAUGACCCAGAUCCAACACAACCGGCACCUGGGCCUGGGCGCCCUGCCGUCCCCGGCCGAGGCAGAGCUCUACCAGUACUACCUGGCCCAGAACAUGACUCUGCCCAACCUGAAGAUGGACAGCCCGGCCUCCGAUGCCCAGUUCAUGAUGAGCGGCUUUCAGCUGGAUCCCACCAGCCCCAUGACGGCCAUGACAACUCCGGCUCUAGUGGGCGGUGAAAUACCCCUAGACAUGCGGCUGGGGGGCGGGCAGCUGGUUUCUGAGGAGCUGAUGAACCUGGGCGAGAGCUUCACGCAGACCAAUGACCCGUCCCUGAAGCUUUUCCAGUGUGCGGUGUGCAACAAAUUCACCACGGACAGCCUGGACCUGCUGGGACUGCACAUGAACAUGGAGCGCGGGCUCCCCGAGGAGGAGUGGAAGGCAGUGAUGGGGGACUCCUAUCAGUGCAAGCUCUGUCGCUAUAAUACCCAGCUCAAGGCUAAUUUUCAACUCCACUGCAAAACGGACAAGCACGUUCAGAAGUACCAGCUGGUGGCGCACAUCAAGGAAGGUGGGAAGGCCAAUGAGUGGAGAUUGAAGUGUGUGGCCAUUGGGAACCCUGUACAUUUGAAGUGCAAUGCUUGUGACUACUAUACGAACAGCCUGGAGAAACUACGGCUCCACACGGUCAAUUCAAGGCACGAAGCGAGCCUGAAGCUGUACAAGCACCUUCAGCAGCACGAGACCGGGGUAGAGGGAGAAAGCUGCUACUAUCACUGUGUCCUUUGUAACUAUUCCACCAAAGCCAAGCUUAACCUCAUCCAGCAUGUGCGCUCCAUGAAACACCAACGGAGUGAGAGCUUGCGCAAGCUGCAGAGACUCCAGAAGGGUCUUCCCGAGGAAGAAGAAGACUUGGGGCAAAUUUUCACCAUCCGCAAGUGCCCAGCCACUGAUCCAGAAGAAUCAAUUGAAGAUGCCGAAGGACCCAGUGAAUCAACUGCUGACCCAGAGGAGCUCACUAGAGAUCCAGAAAGUGGAGGUGAUAAAGACCAGGGCAAGUGGCCAGCAUCGUCCAGCCAAGCAGACAAGGAGCUCCCAGACUGUCCUGCAACCUCGAAGCGUACAUCCUUCCCGAGUAGCUCGGAACCCCCCCUCUCUUCCAAGCGACCAAAAACAUCGGAGGAAGCCAAAUCAGAGCAGAUGUUCCAAUGCCCAUACUGUAAGUACAGCAAUGCUGAUGUGAACCGACUUCGGGUGCACGCCAUGACUCAGCACUCGGUGCAGCCCAUGCUACGCUGCCCCCUCUGCCAAGACAUGCUGAAUAACAAGAUCCACCUGCAGCUGCACCUCACCCACCUCCACAGUGUGGCCCCAGACUGUGUCGAAAAGCUCAUCAUGACGGUGACGACCCCUGAAAUGAUGAUGCCCAGUAGCAUGUUCCUCCCAGCCACUGUUCCAGACCGAGAUGGGAGCUCCAACCCGGAGGAGGCAGGAAAGCAGCCUGAAACCUCAGAGGAUCUGGGGAAGAGCGUGCUGCCGGCGUCAGAGAGCGCAGAGCACAGCGGAGAGCUGAAACCCUCCCCUGCUGACCCGGGCUCGGCUCGAGAGGAAUCGGGCUUCCUCUGCUGGAAGAAGGGAUGCAACCAAGUUUUCAAAACGUCGUCAGCCCUUCAGACGCAUUUCAACGAGGUCCACGCCAAGCGGCCUCAGCUGCCCGUGUCGGACCGCCACGUGUACAAGUACCGCUGCAACCAGUGCAGCCUGGCCUUCAAGACAGUGGAGAAGCUGCAGCUCCAUUCCCAGUACCACGUCAUCCGGGCGGCCACCAUGUGCUGCCUCUGCCAACGCAGUUUUCGGACUUUCCAGGCCUUGAAGAAGCACCUCGAGACGAGCCACCUGGAGCUGAGCGAGGCGGACAUCCAGCAGCUCUACAGCGGCCUCCUGGUCAACGGGGACCUCCUGGCCAUGGGGGACCCCUCCCUGGCCGAAGAUCACACCAUCAUUGUGGAGGAAGACAAGGAAGAGGAGAGCGACCUGGAGGAUAAGCAGAGCCCCACCGGCAGCGACUCCGGGUCGGUCCAGGAGGAUUCGGGCUCGGAACCAAAGAGGGCUCUUCCUUUCAGGAAAGGCCCGAAUUUCACCAUGGAAAAGUUUCUGGAUCCUUCCCGCCCUUACAAGUGUACCGUCUGCAAGGAGUCUUUUACCCAAAAGAACAUCCUGCUGGUUCACUACAACUCCGUGUCUCAUCUGCACAAAUUAAAGCGGGCCCUGCAGGAGUCGGCCACUGGGCAGCCGGAGCCCACCAGCAGCCCGGACAACAAGCCCUUUAAGUGCAACACGUGCAACGUGGCUUACAGCCAGAGUUCCACUCUGGAGAUCCACAUGAGGUCCGUGUUGCACCAAACCAAGGCUCGGGCGGCCAAACUGGAGGCGGCGGGUGGCGGCGGAGCUAGCAACGGGACCGGGAACAGCAACAGCCUCUCCCUGGGAGCUUCGGCCCCGAGUCCGGUGAACACGAGCGGGGGUGGCAAUGCCUUCCCCACGACCAGCGCAGGCAGUGCCGGGGCAGCCCCGAGCUCCAGUCUGCUCAGCCAAGCACCGAGCGACAGCGUAGGGAUGCCGCCUCUCGGGAACCCCAUGGGCGCCAACCUCGCUUCCCCUUCCGAGCCCAAGGAAGUCAACCGGAAGAAGCUAGCGGACAUGAUCGCGUCCCGGCAGCAGCAGCAGGCGCAGCAACAGCAGCAGCAGCAGCAGCAGCAGGCGCAGACACUGGCCCAGGCCCAGGCGCAGGUCCAGGCGCACUUGCAGCAAGAGCUCCAGCAGCAGGCGGCCCUUAUCCAGUCCCAGCUCUUCAACCCCGCCCUCCUGCCUCACUUUCCCAUGACCACCGAGACCUUGCUCCAGCUUCAGCAGCAGCAGCAUCUCCUCUUCCCGUUCUACAUCCCCAGCGCCGAGUUCCAGCUCAACCCGGAUGUGAGCUUGCCGGUGACCAGCGGAGCGAGCCUCACGCUGACGGGGGCCGGCCCGACUCUGCUGGAAGACUUGAAGGCGCAAGUGCAGAUCCCCCAGCAGAGCCAUCAGCAAAUCCUGCAGCAGCAACAGCAGAGCCAGCUCUCCCUCUCCCAGGCACACACGGCCGCCCUCCUGCCACAGGGCCAGCACCCAGAGAAGAAAAACAAGGCUGUUGUCAAGGAAAAAGACAAGGAUAGUCAGAGGGAACGGGAAAAUGUGGAGCGGGGAGACGGAAACGCGGGCUCCAAGGAAUCCCAUCCAGAUGCCCUGAAGCCCAAAGACAAAAAAGACUUUGCGCCCGGAGGGGGUUCGGAGCCCUCCAUGCUCCCCCCGCGCAUUGCCUCCGAUGCAAGAGGCAACGCCACCAAGGCCUUGUUGGAGAACUUUGGCUUCGAGCUGGUGAUCCAGUAUAACGAAAAUAAGCAGAAGGUGCAGAAGAAGAGUGGGAAGGUGGAACCGGGGGACAGUUUGGAAAAGCUGGAGUGUGAAUCCUGCGGCAAAUUGUUCUCCAACAUCCUGAUCCUGAAGAGUCACCAAGAGCAUGUUCAUCAGAAUUACUUUCCCUUUAAGCAGCUGGAGAGGUUCGCCAAGCAGUACAGAGAGCACUACGAUAAACUCUAUCCCCUGAGGCCACAGACACCCGAACCCCCACCACCUCCACCUCCCCCACCACCCCCUCCUCCUCUGCCAGCGGCCCCUCCUCAGCCGGCUUCAACCCCUACCCUUCCCACACCAGCCCCCCCUAUCACCUCUCCCACAAUCGCACCAGCCCAGCCUUCCGUACCGCUCACCCAACUCUCUAUGCCAAUGGAGCUGCCCAUCUUCUCACCGCUCAUGAUGCAAACCAUGCCCCUGCAGACGUUGCCAGCCCAGCUGCCCCCUCAGCUCGGCCCCGUUGACCCUCUGCCCGCCGAUCUGGCCCAGCUCUAUCAACAUCAGCUCAAUCCCAGCCUGCUCCAGCAGCAAAACAAGAGGCCCCGGACCAGAAUCACGGACGACCAGCUCCGCGUUCUCCGGCAGUAUUUCGACAUCAACAACUCCCCCAGCGAAGAGCAGAUCAAAGAGAUGGCGGACAAGUCCGGAUUGCCCCAGAAAGUGAUCAAGCACUGGUUUAGAAAUACUUUGUUCAAGGAGCGACAGCGGAACAAAGACUCGCCCUACAACUUCAGCAAUCCACCCAUCACGAGCCUGGAAGAACUCAAGAUCGACUCGAGGCCGCCUUCUCCUGAACCUCAGAAGCAUGAGUACUGGGGAAGCAAGAGGUCCUCCAGGACGAGGUUCACCGACUACCAGCUGAGGGUCCUGCAGGACUUCUUCGAUGCCAAUGCUUACCCAAAGGACGAUGAGUUUGAACAGCUUUCCAAUUUACUGAACCUCCCCACCCGCGUCAUUGUCGUGUGGUUUCAGAACGCUCGACAGAAGGCCAGGAAAAACUACGAAAACCAGGGCGAGGGCAAAGACGGAGAAAGGCGUGAGCUGACCAAUGACAGGUAUAUCCGAACGAGCAAUUUAAACUACCAGUGCAAAAAAUGUAACUUAGUCUUUCAACGUAUUUUUGAUCUCAUUAAGCAUCAGAAAAAGCUGUGUUACAAAGACGAGGAUGAGGACGGGCAGGACGAUAGCCAGAACGAAGACUCCAUGGAUGCCUUGGAGCUGUUGACUCCAACUAGCUCUUCCUGCAGCACGCCGAUGCCCUCCCAGGCUUACAGCGCCCCAGCCUCCUCCGCCAAUGCCACAGCGUCUUCAACCUUUUUGCAGCUUACCACGGAGGCGGAUGAAUCCUCCACUUUUGGCUCGAAAAUGGAAGCUACCGAUGAGAAACCAAAGCAGCCUGAACCUCCAAGUUCACAACCAAACCAAACCCCAGAGAAGCAAGUUCAACCAAAGCACGAGUCACAGCAGCAGCAGCAGCCGCCGCCGCCGCAACAAGACCAGUUGGAACAGAAGACAAAUAUGGCCCCACAGAAGAACCCUCAGCUGUCCUCUCCUCCCGUAUUACAGCAGCCUCCCCAGCAGGUUCCUCCCCCGCAAUGUGCCCUUCCCCAGUCGAGUCCCAGCCCAUCCUCCCAGCUCUCUCAUCUAUCUCUCAAGCCCCUCCACACAUCCACACCCCAGCAGCUGGCAAACCUACCUCCUCAGCUCAUCCCCUACCAGUGUGACCAGUGCAAGCUGGCAUUCCCCUCCUUUGAACAUUGGCAAGAACAUCAGCAGCUUCACUUUUUAAGUGCGCAGAACCAGUUCAUCCACCCACAGUUUUUGGACAGGACUCUGGAUAUGCCUUUCAUGCUGUUUGACCCCAGUAACCCACUUCUGGCUAGUCAGCUGCUCUCGGGAGCCCUGCCCCAGGUCCCCGCGAGCUCUGCCACGUCUCCUUCAACUCCGACCUCCACGAUGAACACUCUGAAGAGGAAACUGGAGGAGAAGGCUAGCGCCAGCCCUGGGGAAAACGACAGCGGGACGGGAGGAGAAGAGCCUCAGAGAGAUAAGCGCUUAAGGACGACCAUUACCCCAGAACAGCUGGAGAUCCUCUACCAAAAGUACCUGCUGGAUUCCAACCCGACCCGGAAGAUGUUAGAUCACAUUGCCCAUGAGGUGGGCUUGAAAAAGCGCGUGGUGCAAGUUUGGUUUCAGAACACCCGAGCUCGGGAAAGGAAAGGGCAGUUUCGGGCAGUAGGUCCGGCUCAGGCCCACAGGCGGUGCCCUUUCUGUAGGGCGCUCUUCAAAGCCAAGACUGCCCUAGAGGCGCACAUCCGGUCCCGGCACUGGCACGAAGCCAAGAGAGCGGGCUACAACUUGACUCUGUCCGCGAUGCUGUUGGAUUGUGAUGGCGGGAUCCAGAUGAAAGGAGACAUUUUUGAUGGAAGCGGCUUUUCCCACCUGCCACCAAGCAGCAGCGACGGCCAGGGGGUCCCCCUCUCACCGGUGAGUAAAACCAUGGAGCUGUCCCCCAGAACUCUGCUUAGCCCUUCCUCCAUCAAAGUGGAAGGGAUAGAAGACUUUGAAAGUCCCUCCAUGUCCUCGGUUAAUCUAAACUUUGACCAGACCAAGCUGGACAAUGAUGACUGCUCCUCGGUCAACACGGCCAUCACAGAUACCACCACAGGAGACGAAGGCAAUGCAGAUAAUGAUAGCGCCACGGGAAUAGCAACUGAAACCAAAUCCUCCUCAGCGCCCAAUGAGGGGCUGACCAAAGCCGCCAUGAUGGCCAUGUCCGAAUACGAAGAUCGGUUGUCCUCCGGUCUGGUCAGCCCGGCUCCUAGCUUUUACAGCAAGGAGUAUGACAAUGAAGGUACAGUGGACUACAGUGAGACAUCCAGCCUGGCAGAUCCCUGCUCCCCCAGCCCUGGCGCCAGUGGGUCAGCAGGAAAGUCGGGAGAUAGUGGAGAUCGGCCAGGGCAGAAACGUUUUCGGACUCAAAUGACUAACCUUCAGUUGAAAGUCCUCAAGUCAUGCUUUAAUGACUAUAGGACGCCAACCAUGCUGGAGUGUGAGGUCCUGGGCAAUGACAUUGGACUGCCAAAGAGAGUUGUUCAGGUCUGGUUCCAGAAUGCCAGAGCAAAAGAAAAGAAGUCAAAGCUAAGCAUGGCCAAGCAUUUUGGUAUCAACCAAACGAGUUAUGAGGGACCCAAAACAGAGUGCACUUUGUGUGGCAUCAAGUACAGCGCUCGGCUGUCUGUACGUGACCAUAUCUUUUCUCAACAGCAUAUCUCCAAAGUUAAAGACACCAUCGGAAGCCAGUUGGACAAGGAGAAGGAGUACUUUGACCCAGCUACUGUACGUCAGUUGAUGGCUCAACAAGAGUUGGAUCGGAUCAAAAAGGCCAAUGAAGUUCUUGGACUGGCAGCUCAGCAACCAGGAAUGUUUGACAACCCUCCUCUUCAAGCUCUUAAUCUCCCCACAGCUUAUCCGGCAUUACAGGGCAUUCCCCCAGUGUUGCUCCCUGGCCUCAACAGCCCAUCUUUGCCAAGCUUCACUCCAUCCAACACAGCUUUAACUUCUCCCAAACCGAACCUGAUGGGUCUGCCUGGCACGACGGUCCCUUCACCUGGCCUUCCGACCUCUGGAUUACCAAAUAAACAGUCGUCGGCCUCGCUGAGCUCCCCGACCCCAGCACAAGCCACUAUGGCGAUGACCCCGCAACAGCCCCCCCAGCCCCAACAGCAGCAGCAGCAGCAGCCUCCGCCACCAACACCGCAGCAGCAGCAGCAGCAGCAGCAGCAGCCACCUGCACAGCCUCUGCAGCAGCAGCAGCAACAGCAACAACAACAGCAGCAGCAGCAGCAGCAGCAGCAGCAGCAGCAGCAGCAGCAGCAGCAGCAGCAGCAGCGGAAGGACAAGGAAGUAGAGAAAAUGAAAGAGAAAGAAAAGGCACAUAAAGGGAAAGGGGAGACCCUGGCGGGCCCCAAGAAGGACAAAGGAGAGGCCCCCGCAGCCACCCUCUCUGCCCCGUUACCCACCAUGGAGUAUGCGGUGGACCCGACCCAGCUGCAGGCCCUGCAGGCAGCCUUGACCUCGGACCCCACCGCUUUGCUCACCAGCCAGUUCCUUCCUUACUUCGUCCCUGGCUUCUCUCCUUACUAUGCCCCCCAGAUCCCGGGCGCCCUGCAGAGCGGCUACCUGCAGCCCAUGUACGGCAUGGAGGGCCUGUUCCCCUACAGCCCUGCGCUGUCACAGGCCUUGAUGGGGCUGUCCCCUGGCUCCCUGCUGCAGCAGUAUCAGCAAUACCAGCAGAGUCUGCAGGAGGCGCUGCAGCAGCAGCAGCAGCAAAGGCAGCUACAGCAGCAGCAGCAGCAGCAACAACAACAGCAACAACAGCAGCAGCAGCAGCAGCAGAAAGUACAACAGCAGCAGCAGCAGCAGCAGCCGCCGCCUCCGCCAGCCCCCCAGCAGCAGCCGCAGCCGCCCAAAACAAGCCAAACCCCAGUCCCCCCGGGGGCUGCUUCCCCGGACAAAGACCCUGCCAAAGAAUCCCCCAAACAAGAAGAGCAGAAAAGUGCACCCCGCGAGGUGUCCCCCCUCCUGCCGAAACCCCCAGAAGAGCCAGAAGCAGAAAGCAAAAGUGUGGACUCCCUCUCCGACCCCUUCAUUGUUCCAAAGGUGCAGUACAAGCUGGUCUGCCGCAAGUGCGGGGCAAGCUUCGGCGACGAGGAGGCGGCCACGAGCCACCUGAAGUCCCUCUGCUUCUUGGGCCAGGCAGCGGCGAGCCUGCAGGAGAUGGUGCUCCACGUGCCCACAGGCGGCGGCGGGGGCGGCGGCGGCAGCGUCGGGGGGUCCAGCGGCGGGGGCAGCGGGGGCCCCUACCACUGCCUGGCCUGCGAGAGCACCCUCUGCGGGGACGAGGCGCUGAGUCAACAUCUCGAGUCGACCUUGCACAAACACAGAACAAUCACGAGAGCAGCAAGAAACGCCAAAGAGCACCCUAGUUUAUUACCUCACUCUGCCUGCUUCCCCGGUCCUAGCACCGCAUCUACCUCGCAGUCUGCCGCUCACUCAAACGACAGCCCCCCGCCCCCCUCUUCCUCUUCCUCCUCCUCCUCUUCCUCUUCUUCCUCCUCUUCUUCCUCUUCCUCCUCCGCUUCCCCCCACGCCUCCUCCAGAAAGUCUUGGCCUCCAGGGGUCCCUCGGGCUUCGGUUGGGAAGCCUGCUUCUUUUCCUCCUCUCUCCUCAUCUUCAACGGUUACCUCAAGUUCAUGCAGCACCUCAGGGGUUCAGCCCUCGAUGCCAACAGACGACUAUUCGGAGGAGUCUGACACGGAUCUUAGCCAAAAGUCCGAGGGGCCAGCCAGCCCGGCCGAGGGGCCCCCGGCCCCCAGCUGCCCCCCCCAGGACCCUGGUCUAGCUAGUGUAGGAAUGGACCCCUUCAGAUUGUAAGCUUUGAAGAUGAACAAUUUAAAACACACACACACACAAACACACACACACAAAUGAAUUUAAAUAAAAAAAUUAAUAACAAACCAAUUUCAAAAAUAGACUAACUGCAAUUCCAAAGCUUCUAACCAAAAAAAAAAAAAGAAAAAAAGAAAAAAAAAAGAAAAAGAGUGGGUUGUUUUCCCAUAUAACUAUCUAUGCCGGUGAUUUUACAUUCUUACCUUUUUUUUUCUUUUACUAUAAAAUACCAACUGUUACAUUUUGUCCUUUUGAAGGUACUAUUGGUCUGGGAGACAGAAGUCCAUAGGGCCUCCUCAUUGUCUUUGGAGCUUACACCCCCUUGUAUAUUGCCCCUUUUCAAUAACGCCCCAAUUGAUAGCACAGCAGAGUCCGGCAUGCACUGUAUGGGAAAGCAGUCCACCUUGUUACAGUUUUAAAUUUCUUGCUAUCUUAGCAUUCAGAUACCAAUGGCUUGCUAAAAGAAAAAAGAAAUGUAAUGUCUUUUUAUUCUCAGGUCAAUCGCUCACACUUUGUUCUGUUUUCAGAAUCAUUGUUUUAUAUAUAUAUAUACAUAUAAAUAUAUAUAUUUUCUUUUUUUUGUUCCAGAAAAGAUUUUUUUGUUUGUUAAUUUAAAAAUGGGCAGAAAGUAUUCGAGAAAAAAAAACAAUGUGAACUGCUUUAGCUUUCUGGGGAUUUUAAGGAUAGCUUUUCUGCUGAAGCCAAUUUCAAGGGGAAAAGUUAAGCACUCCCACUUUUCAGAAAAAAAAAAUAAACACACAAAGAGUGUUGAGGACUUGUAGCUAAAAAAAAUAAGUUUUAAAAAAACUGACUUUCUGUAUUUAUGAUAGAUAUGACCAUUUUUGGUGUUGAGUAGAUUGUUGCAUUGGAAAUGAACUGAAGCAGUAUGGUAGAUUUAAAAGAAAAAAAAAAAACCUUUUGUGUACAUUUAGCUUUUGUAUGGUCCAGCUGACAGCUCCUCAUUUGAUGUUGUCUUGUUCAUUCCUAGCAGAUAGAUUGCAAUCCGUUGAUUCGCCGAAGCUUUUCUCCCCUUUGUCCCUUUAUUCCCCCAUCCCCCAUCCUGUAAUCUUCCACUUAAGGUGGCUGCCUUCAUUUCUUAGAGGGUGGCUGCAUAAUUAUUUUAUAAAAACUAAAGAAAGAAGUUCAAAGGGUUUUUGGGGUCACUAGGAUCCUCCACAGAAUAUUUUUGGUUGGGGAGUUGAAACUUUUUAAGGCGUAUACAUCCUAGUUACCUAUGUCUGUUACCUUCGUGCACUUAUCUUUUAUUUUUCUUUCCUCUGUUUUUUUUUCUUCCUUGCCUUCUUCCUUUCCUUAUUUGGUAGAUGCUUCAAAGAUUCUUUUCCUAAAACAAAAGCAUUUAUUUCUGUUUAUGUAAUUGGGCUGCGCACUUUUUUUUUUCCAAACAAAUUUUUGGUUAGGGGUUUGUUUUGGUUUUGGUUUGUUUAGGGUUUUUUUUUUCCUCUCAGAAAAAAAAAAGAAAUUUCAUGCUUUAAAUAAAAUCCAAAGACACACCCUUUCACUGCUGGUGCAGGAAGAGGGGGAAAGGGUUCUUGUUACUUGAGAAUUUGUUUCUGAAUUAAACAAAACAAGACUAAGUUUAAAUAAAGGAGAAAAAAAAGAGAAAAAGAUUUCCCAGGUUGUUAUCUGUGCUUCUUCUGCAAGCAGAGAGGCAGCUGUUAAUGACGAUUCCACAUACCAAAAGACACGUUUUUACUUCAGAGUUUUGUCCUUGUGUUAGGCAGUCUGAGCGGUGAAUGAUCCAGAGGGGCAGCCAACCAAGAAUCAGAUAGCAGUGUACAGAAAAACCAAACCCAACAGACAAACAAAAAGGAACCGGACAUGAGGCACUUGUGUUUGUUCAUCUCUGUAUUCCUGUAACACACAACACAACACAAUGCAACACACCCUUUCUCAUCUUUAAAGGUCUGGACUUUGAAAGGAAAACUUUGUGCUGCUAAAAAAAAAAAUGUAGAUUUCGGAGACAAAUAAAUGCUUUGCUGUUUCACUUUCGUAGCCAAAAGUCAACAGAAACAAUCUCCCCCUCCCGACCCCUUUGCCCCAAAGUGUGACAUCCUUUUCCUCCCCCACCCCCAUCCCCACCUCCCUUUUCUUUCUACUCCUUAAGUUUCAAAAGGGAACUUUGAAGACUGUGAACCAGGUUCCAUUGGUCUGUCACCUUUCGGGCUGCUUUCCCCAGUGCUGAAGCCACUCAUUCAUCGGCUUUGCAAAAGACUGGAGCAUUCCACGAUAGGAAAAUGGAUUUCAUUUUUUUUUUAGCCGGGACUGUUUUAUUUUUAUGAGUUUUUGUUUUUAGUUUCAUGAAAGAGCAGAUCCUGAACUGUUGUACAUAUUUCUAACUAGGCUGAUGCACAGUGCAAAUUCCUUUUUUUAAUUGUUUUUUUAAGUAGAAAAUACUAAAGAGUACCAUCUAAAUAUUCAUACCAGUAUCCAGUUGUAGCAUAAGGUGUCAAAAACAAGUACACAAACCAUUUGCUGUUUUAACAAGCUGUUUUCUUUUAACAAAAAUUCUUGUAUUUCUCCCUGUGUUUGAGAUGAACAUUUUUUAAAUUCUAAAGUUGUACAGUUUUUUGUUUUCCAUUAUUUUAUCUUGUUUGUAAUUCUAUGAAAUAUAUAUAUAUAUUUUUUGCCAUUUAACUGUUGUAUGUUACUCUGUGUCUGUAUCAUAUAGAAUUUUUUUGUUUGUUUUUGGUUCUCUAUGUGAUACCAAUUAACAAUUUAACACUAGCUUUAUCUGUCAAAUUCUGCUAGGUCUCUUCUGAAACUUUUUUUUAAAUGAUAUUGCUUGGUAAUAGUGCAAUUUCUACCCUCCCCUCCUUCCCCCACAUGUUAAUUCAUUUCCUUGAAUUUUUUCCAUCCCUCAGGAUUUGGAAGAUGGGGUGUUUGGGAGUUCUUACUCUAUUACACCCCCACAAAAAAAAAUACUACCUCCUCUCUCUCUCUGGCAGAUCGGAUGCUAUUGGAUGAUGUUAGGGCCCAGUACACAGGGACCACCAGGUGCUUUGCCUGGUUUCCCCUGACCUACGGGAAUUUUGGCAAGCAGCAAGUCAUUGGGGUUGGGGAAGCCUUAACUUCCAUCUAAUUGUUCUUUCCCAGAUGUUAGUGACUAGCCAAACCUCUUUCAACCCAGAGUAGGAUGCACAGAGUAAAUGAUCUCUCUUCAGUCCCAAGUUGGCACAUUUGCAUCCAUUAAGAAUUCUCUGCUUGGAAGGCAGCCCCAGGAAUAGCAGAAUAGCGAUGGUUAGAGAGUGAGGUUCAAGCAAACUAAUAUGCUUCUCCCCAAGGUGGCUGAGUGAUCAGUGUGAUUUUUUUUAAGCAGGCAAAUUCUUGUCCAAAUUCAUUUUCAAAUAGACGAAUACCUUGAUUCCAGUUUAGAGUAGUUUCCAUCUGGGAAUUAGGCCUGUCUGUUGCCUGGUAGAAGGAUGAGAGUUAUUCAGCACCACCACCCCCUUCCAUGUUUUGUUUUGUUUUUUAAUCCUUUACAAAACGUGGUUUCCAUCUCAUUCACCCCAGCUAGAAGAGUGAUGAGGCUGGAUUUGGCUACGACUCUUUUGUCAUAGCACCAAAUGAAUCCACAAAAGUUCCCCUUCUUUUUUCCUUCCACCCCUUGAAAAAAGGUGGGAGAAGAUAGCCUUCCAUCUCCCAUGUCCCCUCCCCAGGCACACACCCCUAACCCCUCACAAUACAAGGAAAAGAUUUAAAACACUUAGCAGGUUUUUCAUUUGUUUUUAAAUUAAAAACUAUUUAAAGAGAUGAAUGUGGCCAAAGUUUUACAGAAUUGAAAAUAAAGUAAAACAGUUGGCAUGUGUUAAAGAAACCUGAGUUUUUCAGGCAUGUCAGGAAGAUGCAGGAAAGAGAGAGGCAGUAACCCAAGCCAGUGCACUUGAUGUUCAUGGACAUAUAUUUUUUUUUAAAUAAUAAAUUAAAUUAAAGCAUUUUAAAUAGAAGCAGAAAUUGAGUUGGUUGGUUGGUUUGUUGGCGCUGAGAUACUGCCCACUGUGAAACACAAAGCUUUGACUAGUUUUUUUGUUUACUUUCUUUUGGGGGGAGGGGGGAGUUUGGGUAGGACAGAAAACGUAAAUAAACGUUACCCUGAGGUGAAGAGGUAUAUGAACAGCCUUUGCAAUGUACAAAAAAAUAGAGCAAAUGAAACCAAAAAAUGAUGUUCUUGGUGUUUUUCUAUAAUGUAGUCUUGUUAGCUUUUUUUGUUACUGUAACAAUGCUGAUCUCGAACUGUACCAAAAUACAUGGAGACUAACAGAAACAGAAACCACAUGGAACUUUCAAAACUUAAAAAAAAAAAUUUGUCACAAAAAAACUUUGUUGUCAUAGUUAAGUUGAUUGUAGAUGGUAAUUGAAUAUACUCCUUUGAAAAUAUUUCAUCAAGUAUGUUUCCUGCUCAUUGUGAUACAUUAAAAAAAAAAUAUGAGCAAAAA